Molecule: messenger RNA, 2289 nt
Organism: Myzus persicae (green peach aphid)
Lineage: Eukaryota; Metazoa; Arthropoda; Insecta; Hemiptera; Aphididae
Exons: 2
Source: RefSeq, a predicted model, not a curated record
GUGUAAUAUGUAUAUUAGGGUGGUCCUUAUAUGGCAGUUUUGAAAAAAUAUUUAAAUUUCUCAUGGGAAACCCCCUAGAUUGGUUUAGUUACAUAUAAAAAUGAAAUAUUAGAAGUUUCAAGACAAUCAAAAAAAGUUAAGCUGUGCCACAAGAGCCCCAAACUUAUUCAUUUUUGAUUUUCACAAAUUAUUUUAUAUUUUAAAUUCUGACCAAUGAAAUAUUAAUUUUUUACAAAAUUGUAUCUUACAAUAUUUGUAUAAAAUACUUUUUUAUAAAUUUUACAUCCUUUACUGUUUUUCAUAGAAUAAUUAUUUUACAAACAAAUAUCGUUUUUAUACUAAAUUUUGUUUAUUUUUAAAAUUUUGUGGACAAGGAGUACCAUUGUGACAUCCAAUAUAGAACGUUUAUUUUGUUAACUAUAAUCUAUAUCAAUAAUCAAUAUAAUAAGUAUUAUAAUAUUGAAAUAUAACUUACUUCAUGCAUACAAUUGAAUAGGACAGUAUUAAGUAUAAAUACACUAUUGUACAUUAUGGUUUAUCUUAACGGUUUGUUGGAGAUAAAAUGCAAUACCUAACUAAAUUCAAUAAAUAUCUAUUUUUGUCUUAUCUUAUCUUGGAUAGUUGAAUAUGGAUUAUUUCUCGAACCAACUGACCCGUACUAGGUAUAUUGUUUAAAGAGGUUUUAGUUUUGUUGUGACUUUGGUUUCAACAUUAUUAUAUAUUGCGUGUAAUUCAAAUUGUGUUAUUAAAGUUAUCAUGGUUACAAAAAGUAGUUUACGUGAUGCUAACUACAUAUACUUAGUUGGACAUCCAUCAUCUCAAAUCGUCGGUAGUAAAUUGCCGUCAAUUCAACAGGUGUUAUCUGUGUUUUUUUAUAAUAUGCGUGAGGUAAAGCUUAACAUAAAUGAAAGUUCUAAAUUAGUUAUAAAAGAAGUAAGUGUUUUCUGGCAAAAAGCACGUAUACCGAUAAAAGCAGAACAACACUGUAUUUCAAAAUUACAAAAAUAUUACUAUGAAUGGAGAGAUUUACAAAAAUUGCACCACAGAAAAACUGAAACACAAAAAAAAAAAAAUGAACAAUUUAUUUCUACAUUAAAUGAUCUAUUUGAUAUUGCACAAGCUGAUGCACUGAAUAUUAUGAAGAUAGAAGAAGAUAGAUCAUUUUUAAUUUCUCAAAGACAAAAAAACCGUCCUGGAUCAAUGCUUGGAGUUGAUUUAAAAAUUACCAGAAAGGAAGAAAGGGCUGCAGAACGACUGAAAGUAUUUGAAGAAAAUAGAAAACGUACUUAUAGUGAAAUGGAAAUAGCUACUACGUUUCGAGACACCACUUUGUUGUCUGACGCGUCCACUAGCGAAGAUGAAGAGGAUAUGAAUCAACCUGGUCCAUCUAAAUCGCCAACAGACUGCACAAAAAAAGUAAGAGGAAAUACAGAUUUUAUAACGGCAAAACUAGCAGCUGCAUUUGAUAGAUGUAAAAUUAGCGACAGAGAUGCGGUUCAUAUUUUAAUUGCAACUGCAGAAGCAUUAGGUAAAGAUUUAAAUGAAUUAGUUAUAAAUAGAACUUCAAUUCGGCGUUCACGUAUAUGUCUUCGAAAAGAACGUGCUGAAAAUAUUCGUAAUAACUAUAAAAUAUCGAUCGAUGAUUCAAUAACUAUUCACUGGGAUGGGAAACUUUUACCGGCUUUAACAGGCAAGUACAAUGUGGAUAGACUUCCAAUUGUAGCUUCAUGUAAUGGUAAAGAACAAUUACUUGGAGUUCCGGCUCUUGAUACCGGGACAGGAGUUGAUCAGGCUAAUGCAAUAUUUCAAACACUUGAAGAUUGGUGUGUUACAGAUAAUAUUCAAGCAUUAUGCUGUGAUACAACUGCCUCCAAUAUGGGUCGUAUAAAAGGUGCCUCUGUUUUAUUGGAGCAUUUAUUACAGCGUAAUAUUUUAUACGUGCCGUGUCGGCAUCAUAUUUUUGAAAUUGUAUUGAGGAGUGUAUUUGAAGUGACAUUUGGUAUAACUACAUCAGGUCCAGACGUUCCAAUUUUUAAACGAUUUAGAGAAUUUUGGUCAAAUGUAAAUACUACAAAUUUUGAACCUGGUAUCAAAAAUGAAUAUGUUGAAAAAUUAUUGCACAACGUUAUUACAGAAAUAAUAGAGUUUUGUAUUAGUUAUUUAAAUAAAAAGCUCCCUAGGGAAGAUUAUAGGGAACUGUUAGAGUUAACCAUAAUUUUUCUUGGAGGAGUACCAUCACGAGGACUCUCAUUUAAAAUACCUGGAGCCAUACACCAUGCACGGUGGAUG